AUGUGCGAAGUCGCGUCCCUCCUCUUGAAGGUCUACAACCUGCUUCAGAAGAAACCAGUUGUAGACAGAAAUGUCCUGAUGUUGAAGGAGUGGUGCCUUCCUCUGGCUCGGCUUUUGUGCUCCUCUGCACCGGAUGACGAGCAGAGAGAAGCUGUGAUUAAGAUAGGAGAUGAUCUCGCACAUGACAUCUACAGCCAGACAUUCAGAGCUUCUGAGAUCCAGCAGUCAGAAGGUUGCUUGUUGACUGAGAAUAUCUCUGAACUCCAGUCUCCUGAUUCGGAGUACUAUGCUGACCUGGAAGCAUUGCUUUCAUUGCGGUACCAAUUGGGAGAGCUGCUGAGGAGCGGACACUUCAGCUUUGUUUACAAAGCAGUCCGGAUUGCAGAUAAGAAAAAGGUCACCGUUAAGGUCGUCACUAAGUACAUACCUCUUACAACUACGAAAAUGCCUGGAGUGACGGAGGAACUGCCCACAGAGGUGGCGCUAAUGAUGAUGGCUUCCAAGCCACCUGUCUGUAGCAACAUUGUGGAGCUACUGGAGUGGUUCGACGAGGGCAGUCAGUUCAUCUUGGUCCUGGAACUAUCAAGCCCCUGUAUGGACCUCAUGGAAUUUCAAAAGCUUCAGAAAGGUUUCCUGUCUGAAUCACAGGCUCGAGACAUCAUGGUUCAGGCACUAUGUACUUUGCACCUCCUGAGUGGCUGUAUGGUGACAAGUACAUGGCCAUUCCUGCUACCAUCUGGGGUUUGGGCAUACUCCUGUUUCACCUGCUCUGUGGAGAAUUCCCCUUCGAAGGACUACUUAGCUUAAAUUACGGCUACCUGAAAGUACCUUCUGACUUGUCUCCAGAGUGCUUCCACAUGCUAAUGUGGUGCCUGGAUGUAAACCCUGAAACGCGGCCAACUUUUGAGCACUUGCUCAGGCACGAGUGGUUUACUGGGACAGUUCAGGACAAAGUCCAGAUUCCUCCUGAAACCACAGAUCUUGAGACACGCUGACAACACACACACACACACACACACACACACACACACACACACACACACACAAACAAAAAC
Tachysurus fulvidraco (yellow catfish) is the source of this 1055-nucleotide messenger RNA. Its product is annotated as serine/threonine-protein kinase pim-2-like. The transcript has 9 exons. The coding region runs from base 1 to 807 and encodes 268 amino acids. Gene Ontology annotation, biological process: regulation of mitotic cell cycle; negative regulation of apoptotic process; protein autophosphorylation. Gene Ontology annotation, molecular function: protein serine/threonine kinase activity; ATP binding. Gene Ontology annotation, cellular component: cytoplasm. NCBI's taxonomy places the organism in Eukaryota, Metazoa, Chordata, Actinopteri, Siluriformes, Bagridae. The record is from RefSeq and is a predicted model, not a curated record.